GGUGUAAACAAGUCGCGGCGGCUGCUCACCCUGGCCGUGGGGACGGCGCCCGCCAGGAGCGCCCCCCACUCCUAGGCUAGGCCACCCCGGUGCACCGGGCCCCCGCGCGCCCAGGCGAGGCACUGGGCUCCCUCUGCUCCCCGUGGGCCGCUCCCCGCGUGGGGCCACUGCCCCCGGCCCCCGCCAUGGUGCGGAUUUCAAAACCCAAGACAUUUCAGGCCUACCUGGAUGACUGUCACCGGCGGUAUAGCUGUGCCCACUGCCGUGCUCACCUGGCCAACCACGACGACCUCAUCUCCAAGUCUUUUCAGGGCAGCCAGGGGCGUGCCUACCUCUUCAACUCUGUGGUGAAUGUGGGCUGCGGGCCAGCCGAGGAGCGGGUGCUGCUGACAGGCCUUCAUGCUGUCGCGGACAUCCACUGCGAGAACUGCAAGACCACUUUGGGCUGGAAAUAUGAACAGGCCUUCGAGAGCAGCCAGAAGUACAAAGAGGGGAAGUACAUCAUUGAACUCAACCACAUGAUAAAGGACAAUGGCUGGGACUGACUGACUCCUGCUUUCUGAACCAUGUGGCUCCAGUCCAGCCUGGCCGCUGGGGGGCGCCACUAGCCGCCUUCCUCAAAGGAAGGACACUGGCCACUCAGUCUCUGCAGAGGAAGGACCCAGCUCCUGUACAUAUAUUUUAUUGCAUGCACUGUGACCUUGGGGGAAAAACAAGAAGGGGGACUGCGCACCCCCGCCUCUCCUGCGAUCUGGCUGGCUUGGAUCUCGUUUUUAAACCCUUUCUUCCCUGGCUGCCCUGAGUGCUGUUCCUUUAGGCCCCAGUGUCCAGUCGUCCUGUAAACUCUUCCUUCGGACCCCUUUAUCCUUGCGUGUCGGCGCCCUUCAUUCUGUAGCGUUUGUAAAUAAUAAAACAAUGGAGUGGAGA
This is a messenger RNA of Elephantulus edwardii (Cape elephant shrew), 927 nucleotides long. RefSeq names its product yippee-like 3 (Drosophila) (gene YPEL3). NCBI's taxonomy places the organism in Eukaryota, Metazoa, Chordata, Mammalia, Macroscelidea, Macroscelididae. The transcript has 5 exons. The coding region runs from base 186 to 545 and encodes 119 amino acids. The record is from RefSeq and is a predicted model, not a curated record.